AUGGAGCAUCUCAACUUUAGCAUCAAUCAGACUUCUGAAUCUGACUUUGUCAACACCAAUGGUACUGUGGGCUCUGAACAGGUAGGCACUGCAGUAUUUCUAAGCCUGUGCUGCUUGGUUGGAUUGCCCAGCAACAUUGCAGUUAUCAUCACCAUCGCUCGUCAGUGGAACAAACAGAGAUUCACUGAGAAGCUAAUGCUAAACCUGGCUAUAUCUGAUUCUUUGGUCCUCAGUUUGGCUCCUUUUGGAGUUUCUGGCCUGCUGCAUGGAUGGGCAUUUGGCCUUUGGUCAUGUAAGAUUCUGAUGUAUCUAAUCUACUGUGCUAUGUAUGCUGGUGUGUUGACUGUGACUAUGAUGGCUGCACAUCGCUAUCACAUAAUUAAAUCAAAAGUUCCUGAUCGCAGCAAACAGGAAAGACUGCAGAAAGCUCGUAGACAGUUACAAUUAAUUGGGCUCUGGAUUGUAGCCACAGUUUUUGCCUUACCUGUACUUUUCAUUCAAAGUGUUCAGUUGAAGAGGGGAUCUUUAAGGUGCCAGAGGACCAUAGAAUUAACCUCUGGAAAGGUUACAGUUCUUGUGUUGGAGAUCCUGUUUGGAUAUGUCCUCCCUUCCACCAUGAUAACUGCAUCUUACUGCUGCAUCUGCAAGAGUCAGCUACAAAGAGAUACUAGUACUAGGGGAGUCAAUAGGUUGCAGUGCAGCAACACUGCAUCCCUAAAAAAUAGAGAAAGAAAGAAGAGAACGAGAAGGCUUGUGAUCAGUAUCAUCGCAGCCUUCUUUCUUUUCUGGACUCCUGUACAUCUCAUCAACAUGUUUGACAUUGCCACUACUCUGACUAAGACAUCGUCUCCAGCUGUCUAUGCUCAACUAAAAGUGAUUCGUAGAGCAACAGGAGAUUUGAGCAAAACUGUCUCUAUAAUUAAUUGCUGUGUGAACCCAUUUCUGUAUGCAGUUGCAUCAGGGAUCUUCAAGAAAAGAGACAUUACCAAGAAAGGGAAAACAGCAUCGACAUUACUGUAA
Messenger RNA from Neoarius graeffei (lesser salmon catfish), 1020 nucleotides. RefSeq names its product leukotriene B4 receptor 1-like. Bases 1 to 1020 code for a protein of 339 amino acids. Gene Ontology annotation, cellular component: membrane. Lineage: Eukaryota; Metazoa; Chordata; Actinopteri; Siluriformes; Ariidae. Gene Ontology annotation, biological process: immune response; G protein-coupled receptor signaling pathway. The transcript has a single exon. Gene Ontology annotation, molecular function: G protein-coupled receptor activity. The record is from RefSeq and is a predicted model, not a curated record.